Messenger RNA from Rhododendron vialii, 1380 nucleotides. RefSeq lists its product as uncharacterized. The transcript is spliced from 7 exons. Lineage: Eukaryota; Viridiplantae; Streptophyta; Magnoliopsida; Ericales; Ericaceae. The coding region runs from base 72 to 1094 and encodes 340 amino acids. The record is from RefSeq and is a predicted model, not a curated record.
CCUUGAACGGUGGUUCGUCUAUCUCCCUCCAAAACCUCCAUCCGAGCCCAAAAAACACAAGAGACACACACAUGAGCGGAGGAGGAGAAGCAGUGGAGUACCACUCCAAGGAUUUCGAGUGGGAUCAACUCAGGCAAGAAAUCGAAACCGACCCUUCCCUUCGCUACCACUUGUUGCCGCUCCAUGUCAACGGUGAUGACGAUGAUGAUGCUCACUCCAAUGGAAAAUCUUCUCCUUGCUCCAAAUCUCUUUCUGGGUCUUCUUCAUCUCCUUCCCACGACUCAGAGGCUUGGAACCACUUUCACGCUCGUCACUCCACCGGAAAAUUCUUCAAGGAGAGACGAUAUUUACUGAAGGAAUUUCCAGAACUAUUGUCUUUUAAAGAAUAUGCUAAGGUUUUGGAGGUGGGAUGUGGUAAUGGAAGUACUGUUCUACCAAUAUUACGUGGAAAAGAGAGCAUCAGUGUAUACUCUUGUGAUUGUUGCCAUGAGGCUCUUAAAAGGGCUCAAGAAAUGAUAGAUGCUGCUGAUUUAGUUAAAACAAAGCAACGUUUCCACCCAUUCCUCUGCGAUUUUUCUAUAAGUGGGUUUCCGAAGUGGUUGGCCUGCGAUCUUUGCAGGGUAGGUAUUCUGCAAAAGAAGGAUAUGCUCCUUUCAGAUGUUAAAGACACGAGAGGGGAAGGCUUAAACGAUUCUACUUCCAUGAAUGAACGUAAUUGCUGCCUUGGUGGGGUGGAUUUUGUUACCUUGAUAUUCACGCUAUCAGCAGUACCACUCCAUAGGAUGCCAACAGCCAUUGCAGCAUGUUUCUCUGUACUGAAACCUGGCGGCCUACUUCUAUUCAGAGAUUACGGCCUUUAUGACAUGACGAUGCUUCGAUUUGAGCCAGACAAUAAGGUGGGAUUCAGGGAGUACAUCCGACCUGAUGGAACUCGCUCUUACUUCUUUUGUUUGGAUACUGUGAGGGAUCUCUUUGUGCAUGCAGGCUUCAAUAAGCUUGAGCUUGAAUAUUGCUGUGUUAAAUCUGUAAAUCGUCGGAAGGAGAAGAGCAUGAAGAGGGUAUGGGUUCAUGGGAAGUUCCAGAAAUCGAUGUGAAGCUGGUGCGUGGCUUAGAAUGCAGCUAGGACUUGUUGGACUUAAAGUAUGCUUUAUAUGCGUGUGCUCUAGUAGUCUAAGUUAAGAGUGUAAUUCUGUUCUGAGCUGUGAGAUUCUUUUUGCGGCUAAGUGCGAUAGGCUGCUGAAUUGUUUUGUAUAUUUUCUUUUGUGAUUGGACAAAGAUUUCUUGUAGUCCACUUACAAAAGAAAAUCUUUCCCAUAGCUCUCAGCGUGAAAGAUCAAAGAUCUAUUUUUGAUCCAUUUUUGAUAAUCUUCUCCAUUUCCA